Molecule: messenger RNA, 1330 nt
Organism: Lucilia cuprina (Australian sheep blowfly)
Lineage: Eukaryota; Metazoa; Arthropoda; Insecta; Diptera; Calliphoridae
Product: cGMP-dependent protein kinase, isozyme 1
Exons: 4
Biological process (GO): protein phosphorylation
Molecular function (GO): ATP binding; cGMP-dependent protein kinase activity
Source: RefSeq, a predicted model, not a curated record
UUCUUUUCUAGAGCUUUCAUUAGCUACUUGGGCACCAUACCACAACUAAGAGAGCUGCCAAGAGAAAGCCAAGAGUCACGUAGUAGUGAUGGUAAUCGUAAAUCGGAAUUCGAUAAUGAAUAUGCCAAUGUGGAGUUAACAGACUUAAAGAAAAUAGCCACUUUGGGCUCGGGUGCCUUUGGCAAAGUCGACUUAGUGUCUUAUGACAAUAAGACAUUUGCUUUGAAGAUAAUUAAGAAAAUUGAUAUUGUUAAACAGGAUCAGAUAGAACAUGUCUAUAGUGAAAAACAUGUCAUGAUGAAAUGUCGCAGUUCUCCCUUUAUAAUAGAAUUAUAUAAAACCUUCCGCAAUGAGAAAUUUGUCUACUUCCUAAUGGAGGCCUGCAUGGGUGGUGAUGUUUGGACGGUAAUGUCACAGCGACGCUUUUUCGAUGAAAAGACUGCUCGUUUUAUAGCCGGUUGUGUGGUGGAAGCUUUUGACUUUUUACAUUCGCAUAAUAUUAUCUAUCGGGAUUUGAAACCGGAGAAUUUAAUGUUGACCACCGAUGGUUAUUGUAAAUUGGUUGAUUUUGGUUUUGCCAAACACAUACCAACCAAUCAAAAAACUCAUACCUUUGCGGGAACCCCAGAAUAUGUGGCUCCUGAAAUUAUUUUGGACAGAGGUCAUGAUCGUUCUGUAGACUAUUGGGCUUUGGGUAUUUUGAUAUUUGAAUUGCUAGUGGGUAAGACACCUUUUAGAGGACAAAAUCAAAUAAAAAUUUAUCAACAAAUAUUGGGUGGCAUUGAUGUAGUACAAAUGCCCUCGAAAAUACCUAAAUCGGCUCAGGGUUUAAUAAAAGCUUUAUGCAAACAAUUGCCUGCCGAAAGGUUGGGCUAUCAACGUAAGGGUAUUUUGGAUAUUAAAAGGCACAGCUGGUUCGAUAGUUUAGACUGGCAAAAGCUGCGCAAUAAACAACUUCCCUCACCUAUUAAACGACCCAUUACCAGUAAUACCGAUUUGCAAUACUUUGGCCCGUCUGGCGUGGAAAAUGAUGUAGAUCCUCCUCCAGAAACCAGUGGUUGGGAUAUUAAUUUUUAAACUGUGUUUUUCUAUUCCUUUUGAAAUAUUUGUUAAAUUUAAAAUUAAUGUUAAAUUCCAAAGAAUUUUAAAUGUGUAUUUAAUUAAACAAUGGUUAUUAGUUUUAAAAUUGUAAUUAAGUAUUUUUGUAUUAUAAAAUAAUGUUUACUCGUACUGUAAUGAUAAAAGACAAUAUUUUGUUAAUUUAAUUUGUAAAACAAGCGAAUAAAAUAAAAUUUGAAUUAUUUAUAUAAUAUUUAUAAAUAAGAUAAAA